CAUAGAUCAACCGCAUUUUCUACACAGCUCGAUAUUUUGUGAAAAACUCGCAAAAUGCUAGGCAACGUGGUGAAAAUGUUGAGAAGCACAUCGCUCUGCCCUUCGCAAACUGUGCUAUUGCAGUCCACCAGAAACACAUUCGUGCUAAAGCGUCGUACUCCACCAAACCUGUACAAGAAAAACCAAAAACCGGGUAAACUACGAGGUCGACAUUAUGUAUACGAUCUGAUUGAGGAUACCACCGUUAUUAAGAAGCCCAACCUGGAGGUAGUGCUUACUACGUUCGUCGAGGGAAUAGGUUCCAAGGGCGAAGUUGUUUCACUAAAGCCAAACAUUGCCUACAACAAACUGCUUCUUCCCGGCUUAGCCGUUUACAAAACACCAGAAAACGUUGCUAAAUAUGCUAUGGAAAAGGAUGAGAAGGAAGCGGAAGUACACAGCUCUGCGUAUGCACAAAGGACGGUGAACAAGCUGCAAAGCAUGGUAUUAGCAGUGGUGAUGAACAAGGACCACCCCUGGGUUAUCGAGCCAUGGCAUAUUAAAGUGUCUCUUCGCAAAGCCGGAUACUAUGUUCCGGAAAGUGCCAUCACGCUCCCUAAGACACCUAUCACAGGGCCGGAUCUUUUGAAGCAAAACAAAGAAUUUGUGUGCACGGUCACGAUAAACAAUCUUGAGAAGGCGAGUGUUCGUUGCCGAAUACAUCACUGGAGCACGAUUCCUAGCGAGCGGUUGCCUUAUGUGGUCGACCAUUGGAAAAUGGAUGCAGAACCACUGUUUGGCGAUGGUGGCGUUUCUGAGUCAGGGUCAACCACACAUAAUGAACUUAAAGAUUAAUCCAAUAAUUGCAGCAUAAUGUUGCAUUUAAGUACAUCGGUAAUGCCGCAAUUAUUGCAGUUAUUUUAUCAAAAUAUAGGCUG
Messenger RNA from Anopheles nili, 917 nucleotides. It is a transcript of the gene mRpL9, whose product is annotated as 39S ribosomal protein L9, mitochondrial. The transcript has 3 exons. The record is from RefSeq and is a predicted model, not a curated record. NCBI's taxonomy places the organism in Eukaryota, Metazoa, Arthropoda, Insecta, Diptera, Culicidae. Gene Ontology annotation, cellular component: ribosome; mitochondrion. Gene Ontology annotation, molecular function: structural constituent of ribosome. The coding region runs from base 55 to 834 and encodes 259 amino acids. Gene Ontology annotation, biological process: translation.